GAUUCUCUCUCUUUGCCCAUCUUUUCGCUAUCCUUGUUCGAAGCCUCAUUCCGUUGCUAUCUCCCUUCUGGACUACCCGUCGCAGUUUCACUUGGACAAAAAUGACUACCGCACUCAAGAGCGUCCGGUCCCUCGCUCCCCUGCUCGACCGAGUCCUGGUUCAGCGCAUCAAAGCCGAGUCGAGAACUGCUGGCGGCAUCUUCCUCCCCGAGAGCAGCGUAAAGGAAUUGAACGAGGCCAAGGUUCUUGCAGUCGGUCCCGGCGGUUUUGACAGGGAAGGGAAGAGAAUGGCAAUGGGCGUGAAGGAAGGCGACAAGGUGCUGAUUCCUCAGUACGGAGGCAGCCCCGUGAAAGUCGGAGAGGAGGAAUACCACUUGUUCCGGGAUUCUGAGAUAUUGGCCAAGAUCAACGAAUAGACAACCGACCACACCGUACCAUCGAUUCCGGCGUUCAGGCAACCCUUCCAGGCCAGAGCCCACUGGCCGGGGGACAUAAAAGCUCGAAUUUAGCGAUUUGUACACAAUGUAUUACCGUCGAGGAGCUUCUACGUAUCACAGAAACUGAUGUCACGAAGGUGAAAGCUUGGGAAGAGCAGGAAGCAUAUGUUAUACCAGCAUCAGUGACCGCGCGAAGCCGAUAGCACCUGCAUAUAUCCUGUGUAGUUACUAAAAGAAGCAAAAACAUUUUCUCCGCU
Exophiala xenobiotica is the source of this 694-nucleotide messenger RNA. RefSeq lists its product as uncharacterized. The coding region runs from base 102 to 416 and encodes 104 amino acids. NCBI's taxonomy places the organism in Eukaryota, Fungi, Ascomycota, Eurotiomycetes, Chaetothyriales, Herpotrichiellaceae. Gene Ontology annotation, molecular function: ATP binding; protein folding chaperone; metal ion binding. The transcript is spliced from 4 exons. The record is from RefSeq and is a predicted model, not a curated record. Gene Ontology annotation, cellular component: mitochondrial matrix.